Molecule: messenger RNA, 426 nt
Organism: Emiliania huxleyi CCMP1516
Lineage: Eukaryota; Haptophyta; Isochrysidales; Noelaerhabdaceae
Exons: 1
Biological process (GO): protein dephosphorylation
Molecular function (GO): protein serine/threonine phosphatase activity
Source: RefSeq, a predicted model, not a curated record
CGGAGGGAGGCGCGGGCGUGGUCGUGCGGCACGACGGCGUGCGUCGGCCUCGUCACCGCGACCAGCGUCACCGUCGCCAACCUCGGAGACUCGCGCGCCGUGCUCUGCCGCGGCGGCGGCGCGCUGCCGCUGUCGUGGGACCACAAGCCCACUGACGAAGGCGAGCGGUCACGGAUCGUGCGAGCGGGCGCGGCGGUGAUCGAGGGGCGCGUCAACGGAGACCUCGCGCUCUCGCGCGCGCUCGGCGACUUCCGCCACAAGACCGCCUCCCUCCCCGCGCCGCACCAGCCAGUCUCUUCGCUCGCGGACGUGCAGACGGUCGUGCGCGGCCCCUCGGACGCAUUCCUGCUGCUUGCGUGCGACGGGGUGUGGGACGUGAUGGCCUCGUCGGAGGCGGUCGCCUUUUGCUUCGGCUCGCUCGAGCGC